GUACUGCGGGUGGCCAUGGCGGCCGUCAGGGUCCUGGUGGCGCCUAGGCUGGCGGCGGCCUCCGUGCUCGCGCCGCUCCCCGGCCGCCUGCGGUUGCUGCCCCCCGGCAGGCAGGCGCUCUCCCCGCGCGCGGCUCUCCACGGCUCCGCGCCGCGCCCCGGAGCCAGGGUCGCGCUGGUUCUGUCCGGAUGCGGCGUCUACGACGGGACCGAGAUCCACGAGGCCGCAGCGGUCCUGGUCCACCUGAGCCGCGGUGGUGCCGAUGUUCAGAUCUUUGCCCCAGAUGUGCCACAGAUGCAUGUGAUUGAUCACACCAAGGGGCAGCCUUCUGAGGGAGAUACCAGGAACGUUCUGACAGAAUCAGCAAGGAUUGCUCGCGGCAAGAUCACUGACCUGGCCCAGCUCCGUGCAGCUGACCAUGAUGCUGCCAUCUUGCCUGGAGGAUUUGGAGCAGCUAAAAACCUGAGCACGUUUGCCGUGGACGGGAAGGACUGCAAAGUCAACCAGGACGUGGAGCGUGUGCUGAAGGAGUUCCACAGCGCUGGGAAGCCCAUCGGCCUCUGCUGCAUUGCACCUGUCCUUGCUGCGAGGGUGCUGCAUGGCAUAGAGGUCACCGUGGGCCACGAGCAGGAGGAAGGUGGCAAGUGGCCGUAUGCUGGGACUGCAGAGGCCAUCAAAGCCCUGGGUGCAAAGCACUGCGUGAAGGACGUGACCAUAUCCUUUUUGGCAGUUGGGGGCGGGAUCCCCAGGGCAACACGGCAUUGUCCAGGGUGCACACACUACCCACGCUUGUCUCUGAGAUCGUGGGUGCAGCACCUGGGGCUUCUUUGUCUUAGGGCUGCCCUUGGCAGGUGGCCUUUGAACUGAGUCUUGCUGAGGUGAUGCCCACCUGACAGCCGACCCCUGGUGCCAUGACAACACAGCUCCUGCCAGUGUCACAUGGACACUCAGGUCUCCCUGGAGCGGGUGGUCACUUUUACGCCAGUUCUGUGGUACUUGUUCAACAAGGGGUCGCCAUGAUUGGCAUGUUAGUGCUAAGCUUAUGAGACCAGUGCUAGCCCAUGAGGUGGCUGGCUUCUCUUCUGCUCUUGAGUGUUUGUGUGUCAGUCAGGGCUCUCUAGAGAAAGAGAACCAGUAACAUAUAUACUUAGAGAUUGAUUUAUUUUAGGGAAUUGGGUCAUGCCAUUCUGGGGACGAGCAUAUCCAGAAUCCGUAGGUCAGGCAGCAGGCUGGAGAGGCCUGUAGGCUGGUGUCCCAGAGUUCGAAGGUCAGACGAUAGGAAGAGUCAAGAGAGGAAGUUCCAGCAAAACGUCCGUUUAUAGUCUGGAGACAACACACCCUAGGGAAACUCCCUUUUUGCUCUUCAGGCUUUCAGCCGAUGGGGUGAGGCCCACCACGUGAUGGAGGGUAAUCUGCUUUACCUAAGGUUUAGUCACGUGUAACAGCUUGGACCAGUGUUUGACUGGACAGCUGGCUACCACAGGCUAGCCUAGUUGACACAUGAAAUUUACCGUGGCAGUACACCCGUCAGAAACUGAUUCUGUACUGGUUAAUAAAAUAGUGUGAAUAUCACAGAAAACGGAGCACUUUCAGCAAAGGGGCUCACACCAAGAAGAACUUCUGCCUGUUCGGAGUUACUCUGAGGACGAGGCUAAAAAGGCACCGAGUGGUCACUGGGGAGCAGG
Loxodonta africana (African savanna elephant) is the source of this 1685-nucleotide messenger RNA. It is a transcript of the gene GATD3, whose product is annotated as glutamine amidotransferase class 1 domain containing 3. The transcript is spliced from 6 exons. Gene Ontology annotation, cellular component: mitochondrion. Lineage: Eukaryota; Metazoa; Chordata; Mammalia; Proboscidea; Elephantidae. The record is from RefSeq and is a predicted model, not a curated record. Bases 16 to 867 code for a protein of 283 amino acids.